AUGCCGCAGGACGGCCUGGGAUGUGAGGCACGGAUUGCCGGCGGCUGGGUUCGUGACAAGCUGCUGCACAAGCAGUCGCACGACCUCGACGUGUCGCUGUCGACGCUUACGGGCUACAACUUUGCGCUCUUUUUGCGCGCCUACAUGGAGUCGGACACGUUCCGUGCAUCGCCGCUAUUCUCUGAGCUCGCGGCGCUGGCCGAGCGGAACACGGCGACAAUGAGCCAGAUUGGCAAGAUCGCCGCGAACCCCGAGCAGAGCAAGAACCUCGAGACGGCGACGGCCCGGCUGCUUGGUCUUGAUCUCGACUUUGUGAAUCUGCGCAAGGAAGAGUACCAUGGCGAAAGCCGUAUCCCCGUCAUGUCGUUCGGCACGCCGCUGGAGGAUGCGCUGCGCCGCGACAUUACCGUGAAUACCCUAUUUUACAAUGUGCAUACGCGCCGCGUGGAAGACUGGACAGAAAAAGGCCUGGCGGACAUGAAGGAGGGCAUUGUACGCACACCUAUGGACCCUGUGGUGACGUUUACAGACGAUCCCCUGCGGAUUCUUCGCUGUGUGCGCUUUGCGAGCCGCUUUGGCUAUUCGAUCCACGCUGACAUUGUUGCUUGCUUGCGUGGUAGCUCAUCAGAGGACCCGCAGCGUGCGCAGUCUGUCGCUGAGGAGCUGCGCGAGAGCCUCAUGCGCAAGGUGAGCCGCGAGCGCUUCGGCAUCGAGGUCGACAAGAUGCUCUCCGGCCCCGACCCGCUUCGUGCGCUGCAGCUCUUGUCGGAGCUGCAGCUGUACACGGCCGUGUUCCUGCCUCCCCCUCAAGAAGACGUGACGUAUAUCGAUGAGGAAGGGCAGACGGUCAGCCGCUCGAUCUUUGACGAGAGAGCGGCGCUGGCUACUGCCUCGCUUCUCCAAGAUAUUCUGUGCCACGGCGGGCGCUACGCAGUGUCCGAACGCUUGCCCGAGAGCCUUGCGGAUGCCGUGUGGAACGACAAAGACGCGCUGCGUUUGCUGUGGUUUACUGUCGCGCUCCUCCCUCUGUACGGCAUCCAGUCGCCCGAGAAGAAAAAGAUGGUGUGGCCCGGUGCGCGCGUCAUCCAGUCGGGGCUCAAGCUUGGCUCGAAGAAUACCAAGGACCCAGUCGAGUGCAUUUACCACGCGGCCGAGCUGCUCACGCGCCCUGACCUCGAGCGUUUCCCGGGUGAGGACGAGGAGCUUUUUACGCGCAAGUCGUCCAUUGGCCUCUUGCUGCGAAAUGCAAACAUCAUCAAUCCGCGUCUGGGCGUGACGCUGCCGACGACGCUCCUCUACUCGUUCCUCUCCGACCUAAUUCCCUACUGGAGCGACAAUGGCCACGGCCUCGAGCUCGACGAGGGGGCAGCACAGGCCAUUGCGCGCGAGUAUGCUGCCUUUUGGGAGCUGGUCAAGACGGAGCAUCUUGACGAAGCGGCCCUCGAGCGCCCGAUCCUCGACGGCAACCAGAUUGCCGAGACGCUCGAGUGCGACCGCUCGCUGAUCCACCGAAUCCAACCCUACGUUGUUGCCUACCAGCUCGACCAUGCAGAGCCCUCUGAUCCCGCAGAGCGUGCUGCUGCAUGUGCCGCCUAUCUCAAGGACGAGUGGACCGCCGGCCACAUUGUCCCGGUGUCUGAGCGGCGUGCGCCCGGCGCCGAGAAGAAGAAACGCCUAAAGCAGUAA
This is a messenger RNA of Malassezia japonica, 1686 nucleotides long. It is a transcript of the gene CCA1, whose product is annotated as CCA tRNA nucleotidyltransferase. The coding region runs from base 1 to 1686 and encodes 561 amino acids. The transcript has a single exon. The record is from RefSeq and is a predicted model, not a curated record. Gene Ontology annotation, biological process: tRNA 3'-terminal CCA addition. NCBI's taxonomy places the organism in Eukaryota, Fungi, Basidiomycota, Malasseziomycetes, Malasseziales, Malasseziaceae. Gene Ontology annotation, molecular function: ATP:3'-cytidine-cytidine-tRNA adenylyltransferase activity; CC tRNA cytidylyltransferase activity; RNA binding.